ACGUUCUACAAAAAAUGGAAUAUCGUCUCAGAAGUCCUACGAAUAAAAUUUUAAAUUAACCUAAACAUAAAGAGAAAAAAAUUAUUAUGUCGCAGGCAACAGGGAUGGAUAAUCCAGCUUACAAGAAAUCACAGUCAGAUUUGUCCUCAACGCCAGAAGAUGAUUUUUGGCAAAAUACCACUACAGAUGCUGAUGCAGAAGAUCCAAAUGCACCCAAGCGAGAUAAUUGGGGAAAUGACCUGGAAUUUUUAAUGUCCUGCAUUGCCCUCUCCGUUGGCUUGGGUAAUGUGUGGCGAUUUCCAUUCAUUGCUCUGCAAAAUGGCGGUGGAGCCUUUUUAAUACCCUAUCUCAUAACGCUUGUGUUGGUGGGCAAACCAAUCUAUUAUUUGGAAAUGAUCAUGGGACAAUUUUCAAGUCGUGGAAGUGUCAAGGUAUAUGACUAUGCGCCCAUUAUGAGAGGCAUUGGUUUUGGCCAGUUUAUUGCUGUAUUUUUAAUAGGCACUUUUUAUUCCUCUCUAAUGGCUUUGACAUUACGUUACCUGAUUGAUUCCUUCUAUGCCAUAUUGCCUUGGAGUUAUUGUCGCGAAGAAUGGGGUGACAUGUGUAUAGACUCCAAUUACAAAGCCCAAUCCGAAAACCAAAAGCUGGACGAAGGCAUUGGCCUGAAAAAAACUUCUGCCGAGUUUUAUUUUGUCAAUAUAAUUCUGCGGGAGAAGGACAACAUCGAUGAUGGCAUUGGAGUACCCAAUUGGACACUGGUUCUUACUUUGGCAUUUUCAUGGCUAAGCAUUGCAGCCGUUGUCUUUAAGGGUAUCAAGAGCUCGGGCAAAGCCUCCUACUUCUUGGCCAUAUUCCCCUAUGUGGUCAUGCUGAUACUUCUCAUACGCUCGCUAACAUUACCAGGAGCUUUUGAUGGGGUUCUAUUUUUCCUAAAGCCUCAAUGGGACAAGCUACUCGAUGCCAAAGUAUGGUAUUCUGCUGUUACUCAAGUCUUCUUCUCGCUGUCUAUUUGUUAUGGAAGUAUUGUCAUGUAUGCCUCUUAUAACCGUUUUCAGCACAACAUCAGGAGGGAUUGCAACAUUGUAGCCACAUUGGACACAUUGACCUCAUUACUUUCGGGUAUCAUAAUAUUUGGCAUUCUGGGCAAUUUGGCCUAUGAGUCGAAUACCAAUGAUGUUCAGAGUGUAGUAAAGGAGGGUCCUGGACUGGCAUUUAUUUCUUACCCCGAUGCCAUAGCAAAGUUUAACGCUGUACCACAAGUAUUCUCUGUUUUGUUUUUCUUGAUGUUGUUCAUAUUGGGUGUUGGCACCAAUGCCGGUGUUUUUUCAACAGUCAUCACUGUGAUAUGUGAUCGGUUUACAACGGCCAAACGUUGGAUGGUCGUACUUGUUACGGCUGUGGUUUGUUACUGUUUUGGAUUGAUGUAUGUAACACCUGGAGGUCAGUUCAUGCUGAGCUACAUAGAUUUUUAUGGUGUUACUUUUGUGGCUAUUGUUUUGGCCAUAUUCGAGUUGAUAUCGGCGGCCUGGAUUUAUGGUGUUAAAAAUAUUUGUCGCGACAUUAAGUUUAUGCUAAAUGUCAAUACCUCGAUUUAUUACCGCAUCUGUUGGUCUAUCAUAACGCCAAUUUUUGUAACUGCUAUUUUAAUUUACAUGUUGGUUGAAUAUGAGCCGCUGCAAUAUAAUGGUGUACCAUAUCCUGAUGAAUUAUAUGUCAUUGGUUGGUGCAUCUCAGCGGUUGGCAUAGGCCAACUUCUGAUAUGGGGUUUCUAUGCCUGGCACAAUGGGCCUUCAGAGCUAAGCUUUAGUGAGCGAUUUAAGCACGCCUUUAAACCAUUGCCGGAUUGGGGCCCACGUAAUCUAAAAAAUUUGAAGCGGUAUCAGCAAUUUGUUGCAGACCAUCAAACGCUGUCGGGGCAGAAAAAUGGAUUUUGGGCAAAGUUUUAUGAUAAUAUUUUCGGCGCAUAG
This is a messenger RNA of Stomoxys calcitrans (stable fly), 1967 nucleotides long. RefSeq names its product sodium-dependent nutrient amino acid transporter 1. Gene Ontology annotation, cellular component: membrane. Gene Ontology annotation, molecular function: L-amino acid transmembrane transporter activity. NCBI's taxonomy places the organism in Eukaryota, Metazoa, Arthropoda, Insecta, Diptera, Muscidae. Gene Ontology annotation, biological process: sodium ion transmembrane transport. The transcript is spliced from 9 exons. The record is from RefSeq and is a predicted model, not a curated record. Bases 87 to 1967 code for a protein of 626 amino acids.